GUUACCGCGCUGGAUGCGUUUGUUGAACGUUUGUACGCUGUAUCCUCAAUAAUCCAGUUUUUUUUACUUUAAAAAGAAACGUGAAAGAAGACUAAAUGCAUGGAGAAGUACGUAAGAGUACCAGUAAUCGAUGUACAUAAGGAGAACYUAGAUGAAAUAUGGCCCUUGCUUCUAAGAGCAAUAUAUGAAUCRAGGUUCGUUGCGUUGGACACGGAACUCAGUGGUCUUGGUGAAAGAAAGAAGCUUUUUGCUAAAUCUAUCGAAGAUCGCUAUAAAAACCUGGUUGAAGUUGCAAAAUCAAGGUCAAUAUUAGCUUUAGGAAUAUCAUGUUUUCAAGAAUCCACCGAUGGAAUGAACUCAAAUCCAAGUGAAGGAAACAGUUCAGACAAAAACUACAAUAUAGAGUAUCAAGUUUGUACAUUCAAUUUAAGUGUCCUAUGUAGCCAAGAGUUUGUUGUUGAGCCAGCAUCUCUKCAAUUUUUAAUUCAACAUGGAUUUGACUUCAACAAGCAGUUCUCCAAAGGAGUCUUGUAUCACAAGGGAGAAGACAAGGAACCAUGCGAUUAUGCCAUUGCUUCAGUAAGAAACCUCUUUGCACACAUUCUGGCGUGUAACAAACCAGUGGUCUUCCAUAAUGGGCUGUUAGAUUUGGUCUUCUUGUACCAGAACCUCUACUCAGACCUUCCUGAUAAACUGGAAGUGUUUACUUCUGAUGUGCAUGGCAUGUUCACUGCUGGGGUGUUUGAUACAAAAUACAUUGCUGAAUUCAAGCAAAGAGAGCCAGCUUCUUAUCUGAGUUAUAUAUUUAGAAAAUGUCAGAGGUACAACACUAAAACUCAAAAACACAUCAAAGUUGCAUUUCCAACAGAGACAAUAAGCAGCCAAUGGAUUGAACAUCUUUGCUGCCACGAACCGCCAAGGCAACUUGAUGAGACGAGUGGUGUUCAAAUUUGUGAACUUUACGCUGCUCAUGGGUUUUGUCGGCGUGGUGCAGAUUGUCAUUUGUCACAUGACAUCGACCAGAUCCUCGACAAACAGGACAAGAUGCUUAGCAAGAAAAAGAGAAAAAAUAAGAAAAGAAAAACUGAUCGUGAUGAAGAUGAGACUCCAUCCAAGAAACAAUCACAUGGAAAUUCACCAAUAGAGCAGAAAGACAUAAAUAUUAAUACCUCUGACAACAAUGCUGUUGCUUAUGACACUCCAGAGAUAAGUACAUUGUCAAACAAUAAUACAGCUGGCGGACACAGGGUGGGGAUUAAUGACGUAAAUAUGAACAUCUCUGACAAUGAUGCUGUUGCUCACGACACACCACAGAUAAGUAGAAAUAAUGUUACAACUGGCGGACACAGGGCAGGGAUUGAUGCAUUUAUGACAGGAUAUUGUUUAGCAACAUAUAUUUUACUACAUGGAAAACAUGACCUUAGCAACAGUGUCCAUGGAUACAGUAACCUUAGCAACAGUGAGCUGGUAAAUAAGAUGUCUUUGAGUGGUAAGGAAGUUCCUUUAACUCUUGCUUGCAGCCAUUUUGCGAAGCCGUCUCUGUUGCACAUCAAUAAAAUGAAGAAUAUAAAGGUGAAAAUGUGCCAAAUUAGGAGCCAAAAUGUUGACUACAAUCUAGAGAUAAGUAAGACUAAAAUGUAAGUAAAGUCAAUUUUACUUAUUGAAGAUAAAAAAAAACACCAACACUUAAAGAUUUAACUCAAAUGUAAAUAAUUAUAACACUUUACAAAUAAAAUUUAUUACAGGGUGUAUUUAAAA
This is a messenger RNA of Exaiptasia diaphana, 1758 nucleotides long. RefSeq names its product target of EGR1 protein 1. Gene Ontology annotation, molecular function: metal ion binding; snRNA binding; 3'-5'-RNA exonuclease activity. The transcript has 7 exons. Gene Ontology annotation, cellular component: Cajal body; cytoplasm. The coding region runs from base 100 to 1641 and encodes 513 amino acids. Lineage: Eukaryota; Metazoa; Cnidaria; Anthozoa; Actiniaria; Aiptasiidae. Gene Ontology annotation, biological process: snRNA 3'-end processing. The record is from RefSeq and is a predicted model, not a curated record.